Messenger RNA from Octodon degus (degu), 3966 nucleotides. It is a transcript of the gene Yap1, whose product is annotated as Yes associated protein 1. Gene Ontology annotation, molecular function: protein binding; transcription corepressor activity; transcription coactivator activity. Gene Ontology annotation, cellular component: nucleus; cytoplasm. Lineage: Eukaryota; Metazoa; Chordata; Mammalia; Rodentia; Octodontidae. The coding region runs from base 216 to 1196 and encodes 326 amino acids. The transcript is spliced from 8 exons. The record is from RefSeq and is a predicted model, not a curated record. Gene Ontology annotation, biological process: hippo signaling; positive regulation of transcription by RNA polymerase II.
CUAGCACCGAUGCAGGCACCGCAGGAGCCCUGACUCCACAGCACGUUCGAGCUCAUUCCUCUCCAGCAUCCCUGCAGCUGGGAGCAGUUUCUCCUGCUGGGACGCUGACCCCCGCUGCAGUGGUCUCUGGCCCAGCAGCUGCUCCUGCUGCCCAGCACCUGCGCCAGUCUUCCUUUGAGAUACCUGAUGACGUUCCUCUGCCAGCAGGCUGGGAGAUGGCCAAGACAUCUUCUGGUCAGAGAUACUUCUUAAAUCACAUCGACCAGACAACAACAUGGCAGGACCCCAGGAAGGCCAUGCUCUCUCAGAUGAAUGUUACAGCCCCCACCAGUCCACCUGUGCAGCAGAAUUUGAUGAACUCGGCCUCAGGUCCUCUUCCUGAUGGAUGGGAACAAGCCAUGACUCAGGAUGGAGAAAUUUACUAUAUAAACCAUAAGAACAAGACCACUUCUUGGCUAGACCCAAGGCUUGACCCUCGUUUUGCUAUGAACCAGAGAAUCGGUCAGAGUGCUCCAGUGAAACAGCCACCACCUUUGGCUCCCCAGAGCCCACAGGGAGCUGUUAUGGGUAGUAACAACUCCAACCAGCAGCAGCAAAUGCGUCUCCAGCAGUUGCAGAUGGAGAAGGAAAGACUGCGCUUGAAACAGCAAGAGCUGCUUCGGCAGGCAAUGCGGAAUAUCAAUCCCAGCACAGCAAAUUCUCCAAAAUGUCAGGAGUUGGCUCUCCGCAGCCAGUUGCCAACCCUGGAGCAGGACGGCGGGACUCCGAACCCAGUGUCUUCUCCCGGCCUGUCUCAGGAACUAAGAACAAUGACGACCAACAGCUCAGACCCCUUUCUUAACAGCGGCACCUAUCACUCUCGCGAUGAGAGUACAGACAGCGGGCUCAGCAUGAGCAGCUACAGCGUGCCUCGGACCCCAGAUGACUUCCUAAACAGCGUUGAUGAAAUGGACACAGGUGAUACGAUCAACCAAAGCACCCUGCCCUCACAGCAGAGCCGUUUCCCAGACUACCUUGAAGCCAUUCCCGGAACAAAUGUGGACCUUGGAACACUGGAAGGAGAUGGGAUGAACAUAGAAGGGGAGGAGCUGAUGCCCAGUCUGCAGGAGGCUCUGAGCUCUGACAUCCUUAAUGACAUGGAGUCUGUUCUGGCCGCCACCAAGCUAGAUAAAGAAAGCUUUCUUACAUGGUUGUAGAGCCCUCAGGUAGACUGAAUUCUAAAUCUGUGAAGGAUCUAAGGAGAUAAGACAUGUAUACCUGAAAUUUCCAAAUAAGCCCGUUAAAAUUUUUCUGGCUAAUACAGAAAAAGAUGAACAAACGUCCAGCAAGAUUCUUUCAUCCAUUAUUUUGCUCUUCCUUGUCCAUUGCUGCUGUUAAUAUAUUGCUGACCUCUUUCACAGUUGGCCCUAAAGAAUCAAAAGAAGUCGUUUUGUUUCUUUUGCUACUCUUAACUACUGUUCCUUUCGGGGGCUGGGGAGAUGAGCCUGCUGGGGUGACGAGUGCCAGUCCUUUUGCCCAGUUAGAUGUUCGCUGAUCAUUCUAACUAUGUAGACUCGGGAGUCAGAAUGCUUCGUGUCACAACAUUUAGUUUGUUGAAGUAGUUGUUUCUUCAGCUGCCCUUGGUCAGUGGAAAAACAUGCCUUCUCAUGACCAACCAGAAAGGUUGUACCUGGUGUGACGUACUUAACGCUGAUUUGAAGAAAGAGUAUAAACCAAGGCUGAAGACUGUUUUACUCUCAGUGGCUCUUUUCCUUAGUGCUAUCAUUAGUCACAUACUGACCUUGAUUUUAUUUUAGGAGCUUAUAAGGCAUGAGUCAGUUUCCAUAGAAAUAUAUUAAUUAUUGCCACAUACUCUAGUAUAGGUUUGGGUGGAUAUUUUUGUGGGUGUUUUAUUUUCUGUUUGGCUCUUGGGGGUGGGGGUUGGAUGUUUUUUGUUUGUUUUUUCCAGAACCUAGGCAAAUUAUUAUAUUAGUGAGUCUGUUUAUAGUUGUAGCUUGAGAAGGUUAUCGUAGUUUGGUAAAAUCUGUGUUUCCUGGUUUUUGCCAUCUUAUUUAAAUCUUGAUUAUCCGCUUUUUCUAUAUAUUCACACACACUUGUAAUGUUUAUAAUAGUGUGAUAGCAGAAUGUAUCUUUUUUUAGGCUUCUCUAUUUUCCAGUUUAUAUUUUUAAGUGGUAGUUUUUAAUGUAUCUAUUUAGAACACAUGGGUGGUAGUUUAUAUUUCACAAGUAGUUUAAUUCUGGUUGGGGAAAUCUACAAAUGUUUAAGGUAGUUUAGUAUUCCAGAAAGGGUGUUACCAUGGCUCGUGCCUAGAGGAGUGAGCACCCUGUGCGCUCUGGACACAUGAUCAGUAUUACCUGAGGAGUUGAGAGGGGCAAAUGAGAUGGCUUGGUCCCCCUUGGACUAAAUUGAAUCUUGAUAGGAAAUUACUGAGUAGGUUUGUAAUGUACGUGGCAGACUAAGCCUUCUAGGGGUUUACCUUCCGUCAGCUCUGGAACUUUACCUUCACCUUAGUUUUGGAAGUAAAUUUUAGUACUUUUAGUUUUCAUUUGUAAUGAACACAGUAAAUACUAGUAAGUUGAAAUAAGGUUUUAUAGAACUUGCUCCUACUUUUGCAUGCUGAAAAUUGACCCUGGGUAGUAUGUAGAAUACUUGUAUGGUCAUGAGUUAGCUGGUAAAGCAGUCAGAUUAAUAAAUGUAUAUUGGUAGCUGAAUUUAGCAAAGAGAUAAUCAUGAUUUACCUAUAUUUUUACAGGAAGAGAUGUAACUAGAGUAUGUGCCUACAGAAGUAAUAAUGGCUUCCAGAGAAUAUUGUUUAAAAGGAACAAAAUGAGUAUGAAUUAACUCUUCAAAUAAGCUAUGAAGUAGUAGUUAUGAAUUAUAGUGGCACCAACUACCCCCUCUAUGAUUUAAAGGUCUUUUCAAUGCUUCUAAAAUAAGCCCUUAUUUUCAAGGGUUUAUAAAGGACAAAUUCUGUUUUCCUGGCUAAAGCUGCUAUGAAAAGCCUCAGCUUGGGAAGAUAACGGUUUUUGGUUUGGGGGUUUCAGGUUUUUGUUGUUUUGUUUUAUUUUUUUUUGUUUUUUUCCAGUUACAAAAUCUCAGUAUUUUGACCCUUCAGAUUGGAGGAGUGUAAAAGUGGAGUAAAGAAGUUUUAUUUUAAAUACUUUCAGUGCCUAAAAAUAAUGCAAUUACUGUAUUGUAUACAGUGAUUCAUAAGUUGGUCAUUCAUCAUAAUUGACUUUAUAGAAUUUAUUUAAAAAACAGCAAAAAGAUUCAAUCUUAAGUCUGGAGGGUAUGGCCACUGUGCGGAUGCAUCAAGUUUUAGAACCAUUAUGAAAUUCCACCCAGAAUGCGAAAUUGAGCUUAUGGAUGGUGCAGAAUGUUGUGGUGGUCGUUAAUGUGCAGAAGGUCAAAGCUACUUAGGAGUUCCUACAGUUUGCCAGUAAGAUACAAAAUCAGAUCGCAUCUUAUAUAGAUCAGCAGAGUAGCUGUAGCUUAGUGGGAGGGUGGGAAGGUGGGUGUGAGUUGUGCAGAGUUAGCGGGACCUUGAUAGAAAAAGUUAUAAACUUGUUUUUCUUUAGUGAAGUCUUUUCUUGCAUCUUGCUAUCAUUAAAGACAGUCGUUCCUAGAAUUUCAGUCACUUCAGUUCACCCAUAGAACAAAAACACAUAGUCUUCCUUCCCCUGGACCCACUGCUCAGUGGUACCUCAAUGUCUGGCAGUGCCUUGUUCCUGACUCAGUGCUUUGAUCUUAGUGUGUGUAGCCUUUGUACUGACCUGAAGGAGCCCUCAGAGUCCCUUCUCCUUUUGAGUUUGAAUCACAGCCUUCAUGUGAUCUUUAUGUCCUUUUUCCUAAUGUAAAAGUGUUUUCAUGCUUCUUGGUUGUAUUGGGUAGCAUGGGGAUAAGAUUUUAACUGGUUAUUCUUGAAUUGCUUUUACAAUAAACCAAUUUUAUAAUCUUUAAAUUCA